This is a messenger RNA of Neospora caninum, 1863 nucleotides long. RefSeq lists its product as hypothetical. The record is from RefSeq and is a predicted model, not a curated record. Lineage: Eukaryota; Apicomplexa; Conoidasida; Eucoccidiorida; Sarcocystidae. The transcript is spliced from 6 exons. The coding region runs from base 1 to 1863 and encodes 620 amino acids.
AUGGCUGUCCCGUUCAAUCACCGCCUGUCUUCAUGCGCCUUGGGCACGGCGUUGGCGUUAUUGGGGUUGUCAUCCUAUUCUGUCUUGGCCAGUCAACAAACAGGUGCCGGGAACUUCCUGAAGCAGUCUCCUCCCCUAGCUGUUCUUGAGGCCAUGAUACAGCCAGACCUCACUGACGUGGACAGCGAAAUUCUUCCUGAUUCUGUUGAAGUGCUGGGAGUUACGUCAGGUCGUGUCGGUUUGCAAUCACUUCGUCUGCGGGAAUCUGUCGGCGCUGAGGACGGAACGGAAGUUAGCCUUCCCGGAGACAGCGACGGGAUGCCAUCUAUCAAGAGUCUAGCUGUUGAUGAUUCUGAUUCCCAGCAAAUGAUCGAUGGUUACGGACCUUCCCCGAUCACCCCCCUGCAGCUGUUGAAAGGACGCGGGACAGCAUCCGGCGAGUUCAGUCUCGUGGGGGCAGAUGCGUCCAAAGCGGGUGACGAAACCUCAAAGGGAUUUGCGACAGAUGGCCAGGUACCCGUAGCUCCACCUCCCCACAGGCCUGUCGUGUAUGAUCCACGAGCCUUCAUGGUGGCCGACCGGAAUUAUAUCAAACAGAUAACUUCCCUCGAACGGCAAUCACGGGAGUAUAAUAAGCUCGUAAAGAAAGCCACUCGAGCUAGUUCUCCUAGUCACCCCCGGAAGAGGUAUGGUGUAGGCGUAUACAGUGACCCCUCAUCAGGAACACCAUGGUGGAUGCGAGCCGAACACAACGACACUUCUCAAGAACCCGCCAAGGACGUCGAAGAUGGAUCGGCGCCACACAACGCUUCCUCGCCCGGGGCUAAUAAUGACGAGAUGGAAGAGCGACGCCUGCAGCCGCGGUUUCGAAUUUUUAGCCAAUCUCUGGGAGCGCCUAAAAAGCCCCGAGGAGAUCGACACGAAUAUGGAGAGGCAGUCGUGUCGGCGGCCAAAGAAGAGCGAGAUAGGGAACCUUUUGGCUUCGCAUUCUUCCGCAGCAAACAGGAAAAGGAUGUUCGAAACAGAAACGGUGCUCGUGAAGGCCGGACAGAACCACGGGACAGUAGGCGGCCAAGGGAUGAUACUCGUAACACAAAGCACGAGCCUAUCCAAACGCCUAAGCGCUAUCAGGCACCUCGAGGUAGCGCUCCUCACACCAAGACAGCUGUUCAUUCAGAAGCUCUGGACGACGACGAUUUCCAGGACUAUGAGGAAUUUGAUGAUGACUUGGACGAGUAUGAAGAAAUAAAGCCUCAACGUCCGCAACCGCAAGCUGGCUCAGCACGGCGCCGGAACGCCCAAGCGUACGGAAUCUACAUACCCGAUGUCUAUGACCGUCCCCUCGUGGAGUCGGAAUCGACCGUUGGAGCAUGGGAAACGGCACAACCCGCCGUCAUUGAUCCAACCCCAUCAGCUGCUUUCCCCGCGUUUGGUGUUCCAAUAACGAAGGCAGAUAUCGACCUUUCACAGUUCUUCGCAGACGAUCACAGGCCGUCUGUGGAUAAUGCAAAAGGAAGUGAAAAAAAACAUUUAUUUAUCCGGCGGAAACAGCAAGGAGCAGCCGCUGAGGAAGCCGGGGCGGCGGGAUUGCCGGCAUUCCCUCAGUUGGAGAGGGAAGAACUGCCCUCCCAAGAGAUGAAAAGAGGGCCACUGCUCGGGCGCCUGAAAACGCAACAGGAAUCGCCUCAUGCGGAAGAAAAACAAAAACUAGACUUGACCGAUGUCUUGGGUUCACCCGGCUGGCGGGCGGCCGUCCACGCUAAGACUAAGGGCGAGUCUUCUCACCAGAAACAGAAAAGCGGCGACAAGAGACCACCGCUGAGAGACAAAAGAACGAAGACUCAAGAAGGCCAUGUCGAGUGA